Messenger RNA from Toxotes jaculatrix (banded archerfish), 2441 nucleotides. It is a transcript of the gene ctps1a, whose product is annotated as CTP synthase 1a. Bases 215 to 1993 code for a protein of 592 amino acids. The transcript is spliced from 18 exons. Gene Ontology annotation, cellular component: cytoophidium; cytoplasm. Gene Ontology annotation, molecular function: CTP synthase activity; identical protein binding. NCBI's taxonomy places the organism in Eukaryota, Metazoa, Chordata, Actinopteri, Toxotidae. Gene Ontology annotation, biological process: CTP biosynthetic process; pyrimidine nucleobase biosynthetic process. The record is from RefSeq and is a predicted model, not a curated record.
AUGCGCUGCAGCCCUGAAUCGUGGUCCAUACGGUCCAUACACGUGUAGAGCCAAACUGAGGAUAGAUGUGAUUGUAGGGAAGCACAGUGGCAAACUUGUUGCUGUUUGGAUCGAAAUUUCGUCUCUGACAAAAGAUCUUGAGAACUGUUUUCGUCGUUUACGGUUUGUUUUGAAGGACAGCUCUGGCUGACGCAUAUUUUGAUACCAGAGCGCAAUGAUGAAGUACAUCCUGGUAACCGGAGGAGUCAUCUCAGGCAUCGGCAAAGGCAUCAUCGCAAGCAGUGUGGGCACAAUCCUGAAGUCAUGCGGCUUGCAUGUGACUGCCAUCAAGAUUGACCCUUACAUCAACAUAGAUGCUGGCACAUUUUCACCCUAUGAGCAUGGUGAAGUGUUCGUGCUGGAUGAUGGAGGUGAGGUAGACUUGGACCUUGGGAACUACGAACGCUUCCUUGACAUCCGGCUCACCAGCGACAACAACCUGACCACCGGCAAGAUCUAUCAGUCUGUCAUCAACAAGGAGAGGAGGGGAGACUACCUGGGCAAAACAGUGCAGGUGGUGCCACACAUCACAGAUGCCAUUCAGGAGUGGGUUGUGAAACAGGCCACAGUACCAGUCGAUGACGAUGAUGUAGAACCUCAAGUUUGUGUAAUAGAGUUAGGAGGCACUGUGGGGGACAUAGAGAGUAUGCCUUUCAUCGAGGCCUUCAGGCAGUUCCAGUUUAAAGUGAAGAGGGAGAACUUCUGCAACAUUCACGUCAGUCUGAUACCACAGCCCAGUGCAACAGGAGAGCAAAAGACCAAACCAACUCAGAACAGCGUCAGAGAGCUGAGAGGACUGGGCUUGUCCCCUGAUCUGAUCAUGUGUCGCUGUUCCACCGCUCUGGAGAACUCUGUUAAAGAAAAGAUCUCGAUGUUCUGCCACGUAGAACCUGAACAGGUCAUCUGUGUGCAGGACGUGUCGUCCAUCUACAGAGUGCCGUUACUGCUGGAGGAUCAGGGCGUGGUGAGCUACCUGAGCAGGAGACUGAAUAUGCCCAUAGAGGCCCGACCCAGGAAGAUGCUGACUAAAUGGAAGGAGAUGUCUGACAGGUCGGACAGACUGCUAGAGCACUGCUCCAUAGCACUGGUGGGGAAGUACACCAAAUUCUCAGACUCUUAUGCUUCUGUGAUCAAGGCACUGGAGCACUCAGCCCUGGCCAUCAGUCACAAGCUGGAGGUUAAGUAUAUAGACUCAGCGUAUUUGGAACCGAGCACUCUGCAGGAGGAACCAGUGAAGUACCACGAGGCAUGGCAGAAACUCUGCAGUGCUGAUGGGAUCCUGGUUCCAGGAGGUUUCGGUAUCAGAGGAACUGAAGGAAAAAUUCAUGCCAUCAACUGGGCUAGAAAACAGAAAAAACCUUUUCUAGGUGUGUGUCUUGGAAUGCAGUUGGCUGUAUGUGAGUUUGCCAGAAACGUGAUUGGCUGGAAAGAUGCCAACUCAACAGAGUUUGACCCAGAAUCAAAGCAUCCUGUGGUGAUUGAUAUGCCAGAGCACAACCCUGGGCAAAUGGGUGGCACAAUGAGGCUGGGGAAGAGACGGACCAUUUUCAAGUCUAACACCAGCGUGCUGCGCAAGCUUUAUGGGGAUGCAGAGUAUGUGGAUGAAAGGCACAGACAUCGCUUUGAGGUCAAUCCUGAUCUGAAGAGCCACUUUGAAGACAGGGGCUUCCGCUUCGUAGGUCAAGAUGUGGAAGGGGAAAGGAUGGAGGUCAUAGAGCUGGAUGAUCAUCCAUAUUUCAUUGGAGUGCAGUACCACCCGGAGUUCACGUCUCGCCCCAUAAAGCCAUCACCCCCCUACCUUGGUUUGCUGCUAGCAGCUGCUGGAAAGCUGCAGAGCUACUUACAGAAGGGCUGCCGCCUGUCUCCACGGGACACAUACAGCGAUCGCAGUGGCAGCAGCUCCCCAGACUCUGAGAUAUCAGAACUCAAACUGCCAUCUAUCUCAAACGAGUAACUCUGAGGUACAAAACACUUCUCAUUUUCUGUAGUCAGUUCUUUACAAACGGAGUCAGUGUAUUUAAAUACAGGUGUUACUUAAUCCUUUGCUCCAAUUAUGUUGCAGACAGCUCUGGAUUUUUUGGGAAGUGGAUUAUAGAUGUAAUCAGAUUUUCUGUCAGUGCAUCAGUGACAACAGGCAGCUGUUAAUCAUGUUUCCAUGGGAUGUCCAGGUCUGAAACACUUUGCCAUUAUACAUGGGAUGAAUCUGGCUCCAUUGAAACUCAGGAACUGACAUUUCUCAGCAUGUCCAUCAUAUGCAGAACCAGCACCACUAUCAUAUUUUUACCCGUUUCAAACAGCUGUACAAUUGUGGCCUUAUUGUGUUUAGGUACUGAAACAUCCAUUUGCAGUUACAGUUCCUUCAAGAAUGUGAAUGUAAGAUGAAAUACAAUAAAAGGGAUUCC